UCUGACAGAAUGGAGCCAGGAUUCGAAGGCCGGGACUGAUCGGUGCCAUGAAGACCAAGAAGUCCCGAGGAGUGGCGCCGUCGUCGCCUUCCCGCCCGCGAAAGUCUCGCUUCACCCUACGGGGGCGGAGGAAGAAGGCCGGGGCGAUCCGGGGCAAGCUGCGGGUGCGCUCGCUGCCCGGGGCCUUCCUGGUGCUGGGGGCGGCGGUGGUGGUGGUGGGCACGGCGCUGGCGGUGGCGGGGUACUGGCCCUACCGGCUGUCCAGGGCGUCCGUGCUGAGGCCGGCGGAGGGGGAGGGGCUCUCCGAGGCCCGGGCUCCCGGGUGGAGCUUCGGGGCCAAGGGGCUGCUGUCCACCGCCGGCCUCGUGCACAGCGAGCGCAUGAAGCUGCUGGGGCCCGUCAUCAUGGGGGUGGGGCUCUUCAUCCUCAUCUGUGCCAACACGGUUCUGUACGAGAACCGGGACCGGGAGACCCAGAUGCUGCUGGCGCAGAUGCGCAGCGUGAUGUGCUCGGUGUCCGCCGCCGUGCCCUCGGCCGACCUCAAGGAGGCGGCGGUGGCCAACUCCAUGGCCAGGCACUACCAGUGGGUGAGCAGCCUGCCCGCCGCCCACCUCAACAUCCUGUGCGUCCAGCAGCUGGCCAGCUCCGAGCCGCUGCUGCGGACCGGGCCCCCCGCGGAGCCGGGGGACCGGGGGGCCACGCUCCAGACCGAAGCCCUGCACCACCCGGAGUCCCGGCGGCCCCCGUCACCGCGCUCCUCCCGCUCCGACUCCCGCAACUCCAGCCCGACGGGGGGCGGGGCCAGCCCUCCGGACGGCCCCCGCCUCCAGCUCAACGUCCGCCUGGUGUCCGCCAGCUCCAUGUCCACCCUGGGGCUGGACGAGGCCGACGCCCCCGCCCCCCAGCCCCGGCGCUGCCACAGCAUGAGCCACAGGACUAACCCCUACCGCGCCCCGGCGGCGGCGGCGGCGGCCGGCGGUGGCUCGCAGGUCUGCAUCAGCAUCCCGGGGCAGGUUCCGGAGCCGGCCGGGGAGCCCACGCGGCAGAGCUGGCCCCGGCUGGACCCGGCCGGGGGCCGGCGCUACCUGAAACUGGAGAACAAGGAGGACUCGGUGGACAGGCUGCUGGAGCAGCAGUGCUCUCACUGGGACCGCAGCUUCGGCUCCGGGCCCUUCCAGUGA
Salarias fasciatus (jewelled blenny) is the source of this 1181-nucleotide messenger RNA. Its product is annotated as transmembrane protein 200B-like. NCBI's taxonomy places the organism in Eukaryota, Metazoa, Chordata, Actinopteri, Blenniiformes, Blenniidae. The record is from RefSeq and is a predicted model, not a curated record.